GUUUAUUAUGUAUAUUUUAAUAAUAAACGUAUUCAACUCCCCUAUGAAAUAAUAAAUGGAUGUUGGAUGUUUUUAAUGGAAUAUUGCAUAAUCGUCCAGGCUGUCGGGAAGCAUUUUAUGCAAAACACUUUAGAUUGUUCAAGAGUUUCUCCAUGAACGACCUGAAUGAUCCUCCUAGAUGGAAUAUUAGACCAGAGCCAGCUGGAGAUGACGGUGGCAGAUGGAAUUAUGCCCUGCUGGUGCCCAUGAUCGGGCUGGCAGCAUUUCGUUGGAUAUGGACUCGAGAAUCACAGAGCCAGAUCCAAGAUAUGAAGAACAAGUACGACAGCGACAUGGCAGUCAUUACCAGAGACCUGGAGCUGAAGUACAGGGAGACACUGACAGAAAACCGGCGGACAGCAGCACACCUGGAGGUAGAGCUUGAGAAGGAACGCCAGCGUGUGCAGGGCUACAGGAAAGCCCUGAUCUCUCAGAGUCAACAGCUCAUGGAACAACGGAAGCAACUUCAGCAGGAACGGCGGGAUCUGGAGGAGGAGAAGAACCACCUGCUGCAGUCUGGAGUGGCCGGGGUGGCGCUGCGGAAAGCCCUGCAGCAAGAGGAGGAGUGGCAGCGCAGGGCUCAGGCUCUACUACAGGAACUGGAGGUGCAGCUUGUGGAGAGGCAGGAAGCUUUCUGCAGCAUCCUCUUACCACGGGAACGUCGUCUGGAGAUGGAGAAGAACCUGCUGCUGAAGGUGGCUAAAAACCCAGUGGGUGCCGAGCUGAACCUAGAGGACGAUCUCAGGGACAUUUUUAAGAACGACAGACACUGUGCAGAUUUACUGAACAUGGAUAAGCGCAAGAAUGGGAAUUUGAUGUGGCUGUAUCUCAGGUACUGGCAGCUGCAGGUCACCCUGCAGAAACACAAGAGGGCAGAGGAGACACUCAAAGGAGCAUCGCCAUACUCCAGCAGACCUUGAUGCAGAGUGUUGGCCUUUAUGAAAACAACAGGAAAGAUUUUGUUUCCCCUAAAUGUUUUCCUUUGCUUAUCAGAGUUAUCGUUUAUCAGCUAUUUAUGCCAAACUUUUUCAGGAAACCCGUUGAGCCUUGACUCCUUGACAAUCAUACCAAACAUGAAUUGUUUUUGUUUUCUUUGCUCUAUUUUUCUAUUUCACAUUUUUUGAUCAAGUAGUAUGCAGAAGAAUAAAAUGGUUUCAUAUUUGUUGCACUGCUGAUGAACUUCAGAGGAUUUAUUAAUUCUCAGUCUAAAGAUGGUUCAUAACUAAUAUGUACCACAAUAAUAAAAAUGCUGUUACUGA
This is a messenger RNA of Ctenopharyngodon idella (grass carp), 1298 nucleotides long. RefSeq names its product coiled-coil domain containing 127a (gene ccdc127a). The coding region runs from base 60 to 959 and encodes 299 amino acids. The record is from RefSeq and is a predicted model, not a curated record. NCBI's taxonomy places the organism in Eukaryota, Metazoa, Chordata, Actinopteri, Cypriniformes, Xenocyprididae. The transcript is spliced from 3 exons.